AUGGGGUUGGCUCAGCUCGUUGAGCGCGCAAAGCUCCCUUAUGUCUCACAAUGGAUUAGACUUGUUCCGCCUGUGUCACAGAACGAGGAUAUUCGACCUGUGGAAUCCGCCAGGCGAACAUGGGGCUUCUGGACAUUUCACAAUUACUGGUUGCUGAUCAAUUGUAACAUUGCAACCUUCCUGACAGGGAGUGCGCUCAUCCCGUUGGGCCUGAACUGGUGGCAGGCCAUUAUUGCUAUUGUUGUUGGAAACAUUCUUGCCACCACCGCCAUUGUCAUCAGCUCGCUUGCGGGUGCCUAUUACCAUGUUGGCUUCUCCGUCUACAGUCGUGCGGUCUGGGGCAUGUGGGGAUCCCAGUUUGCCAUUUGGAACCGGAUAUUCUUGUGUCUUGUUUGGUACGGAUUCCAGUCGUGGGUUGGCGGCCAGUGCUUUGAGCUCAUCCUGCUCUCGUGGGAUCCCAAAUACGAGUCCCGCAUCCCCAACCACAUGCCUGAGUCGACGGGCAUGACGACGGCCCAGUUUGUGUCUUACAUCAUCUUCUUCGUCAUCAGUCUCCCGUUUGUGUGGAUCAAGCCGCAUCGUCUGCAGAAGUUCUUCUAUUUCGCUUGCGUCGUGACCAUGAUCUUCUUCGUCGUCCUCCUGAUCUGGGCCCUGGCGACCAUGGGCAGUGCGGGCUUUGGCGACACCCUGGACUCGGGAACCACCCUUCCCAACACGGGCGGGCCAGGGAGUGUCGCCUGGCUGAUGGUGUAUGGCAUCAUGUCGACGAUUGGCUCCAUUGCUGCCGGCAUCUUGAACCAGAACGACUUUGCGCGUCUGUCGAGGAAGCCGAUGGACGCCGUCUGGGGCCAGCUUCUCCCAUACGGCCUCUACAGCAUCUUCACCUCCGUCAUCGGCAUCCUCGUCGUCGCGGCCACGCAGAAGCGAUUCGACGGCGAGGCCGUCUGGAACCCGCCAACCAUCUUUGUUCGCCUAUUGGAGAAGGACAACAGCCCCGGCACGCGCGCCGCGCUAUUCUUCGCCGGCGUUGCCCUGUGCAUCUCCCAAAUUGGCAGCAAUGUCCCCGGAAAUGCCCUGGCUGGCGGCAUCGAUCUGUCGUCCGUGUUCCCCCGGUACAUCAACAUUCGCAGGGGUGCCUACAUCACGGUUCUCCUCAGCCCGGUAGUCAACCCCUGGCAGCUGGUCAACACGGCCACGACGUUCCUGUCGGUGCUGUCCAGCUACGGCGUCUUCCUCGCGCCCAUGACGGGCAUGAUGUUUGCCAACUAUGUUGUGGUGAAUAAGCGAAAGGUCAAGGUGGACGACUUGUACCACGGCCACGGCGGCAGCAUCUACUGGUACAAGUACGGCGUCAAUUUCCGCGCCCCCAUUGCGUGGGCGGUGGGAGUUGCUCCAACCCUGCCUGGCUUUAUCGCGGCCGUGAAUCUAUCCGUGUCGCUGCCCGAGGGCAUGACGGAGCUCUACUACAUCAACUACCUGUACGGCUUCGUGUCCAGCGCCGUCGUCUACUCGGUCCUUCACUGGAUCUUCCCUGCCAAGGCGGUCGAUGACUUUGUCAGGACGGCACCGACGGCGAGGGAAGUCCAGCAGUACUACACAGACCGCUGGGAGGUGGAUCUGGCCCAGGCGAGCCAUGUGCUGUCGGACGACGAUGGCUCCGGCGUGAUGCAUGUAGACCAUGGAUCCUCCGUGAAGCGAUGCGUGUCCCAUGUCUCGCCGUGCCUCCGCCGUGCCUCGCCGUGUCUUGGAAAUUGGCCGACGACAAGACACGGAACGACACCGGAUUGGACGAGGGGUGGCCUGCUGUCGAUGUCUUACACACCCAUCCUGAUCGCUAAACCAUCAGUCAACCAAUCCAACUCCAUCUUUGCCUCGGGUCCGGCUGUUUGGGGUGAGGAUUCCCAUGACUGCAGCGAUCCGACGGAGAACGGAAGGACCAGCUUCAGCAGGCCAAUAGGCGAAGUGGUCACGUUACUCGACGCUAGAGCCAUUAAACUGCCAACGUGUUCCCCGCCUGUCGGCCAACUUGGGGCCAACCGCCAUGAAUCGACAGCAAGGAGCUUCGCCGCCGCGUUCGCCGAGCAACUCGACCUGUCUCUCCUCUGGAUCGCACAAACUCCACCACCCACGCCGCGGCAAACCAAAAACAACCAGCCAGCAAGCAAGCCAGCCCGCCUAGACACGGACCAGCGCGAGAGGCGCCUUCGUCAGACCGGAUUGGCCUCGAUCGAGCGUGAAUCCGAACCCUCCCCCAGGAUCAUCCAGCUCCAGCAUCCCAAUGCUCAGCGGCGCCGACUCGGCCCAGGGCCGUCCCCGCAAGUUCACCAUCCAGAGCCAGUUCGGCCGGGCUCGACAGCCGCGGAGCCGCAAGAACCGGCCCUGCGACGCCUGCCGGAGGCGAAAGACGGCAUGUGUGAUCCCUUCGGAGCCUCCUUGGGACUGGCGUGCAAGUCUUCGCCUACUCCUGAUGAGAUAUCAUCUCAACAUGAGAGCGCCGCCGACAGUACCACUGAGAAUGGAGCCUCCGACGCCGAGCUCGUCACACCUCCAGCCAUGGACUCUUCGCCGAGUCUAGCACGCCGUAGCGUCUCUCAUUCCAGCCCAGCAGACACCAUCCAGUCGUCUGCAGGCUUGAGCGCCGCUGGAGAUCUGAGUCUGGAGCAGCAGUCAUCUGGUUCCGCCGCCGUAGUACAUCAAGGCCUCAUUUCCCAGUCUUCGGAUGGCUUGGAGCAGCCCUCAUAUGGUGUCUCUCCUCCGGUCCCUAUACUAUCAAACGGCCCUCUCCACACUCUCGAGGACAACUUCAACAGGACCGCUCACUCCAUGGGACCUUCGGCUGAGCAAGAUACCUACCUCUUGGAUGCCUUUAGGUGUCUCAUUAUAAGCGAGAACGAUGAGAUUGAUGCCAAUAUCAUCCAGGUCUACCCAGGGGGUCCUUCAGCAGACGAUCGCCCCGUUCACUUUUUGCUCUUGGAGAAUGAAAACCCCGACUUCACCAAUGAAGCAAAGCAAAGUGCAUCGGACGGGACCGAGAGGCUGGUGUGGCCCUAUGGUGAGCGUCUAGUGCGCUUAUACUUCAAGCACGUCCAUCCCGUAUACCCUGUCGUCACCAAGGGCCGCUUCCUCGGUCAGUAUAAAAGCAACCGGAUGAAGAUACCUGCGUCAUUGCGUGGUGCAAUAUACGGCCUGGCAUGCGUCUUCUGGGACCGAGACCCUACCAUCAAAGAGGCCUGUCCUUUCCAACAACAUCAAUGCAUAGAUCACGCUCACGAGGCGCUCAGGCGUGAGCACGAAAACCCUACUCUCUUCAGCCUGCAAGCAGGCCUUUUGCUUCACCACAUCACGCCUCCCGACGUCGACAGUGUUGAGACGCCCAGCAUGUGGACCAUGACGGCACAAACCACUGCGUGUGCCCAAACAAUAGGCCUUCAUCAAGACCCUACUCGAUGGAGCAUUGAGGAUUGGGAGAAGAGGGUGAGGAAGAAGCUCUGGUGGGCGGUAUACGCUGCCGACUGUUGGUCUGCAAUCUGCCACGGCAAUCCUCCACACAUAAGCCCAACCACGUUCAGUACUCUCCCACCUGACAUGGAUGAUAUUCGAGCCGAUGAGACUGUCCCUGAAGACUUGCGGUACUUGGUUGAACCCGAGGACGCCGUCUUCCAAGCUUCAGUGGGAGCCCGAUUUUUGCAGUUUAUUAAUCUGACCAUUGUCCUGAGGGACGUGUUGGAUUGUGCCUUUCAAGUUCGACCCAAUCCAUCAACCCUCACCGAUAGAACAAUGCAACUUGUCAUGCUGAGAGAGAAGUUCAAUGAUUGGCACAGCCUGCUGCCGCAAUGCCUCGCUCUUGGUCCCGAAAGAGGCCAAGACACAAUCAGCAACUCCCCCCUGCAUCUCACAUACUACGCCACCCAGGCCCUCUUAUACCGAGGCCUCAUGUAUCCUGCCACCAGAGUGGCCAAAGCCAAUCCCGAAUCAAAUCUUCGCAAGUGGUUCGUCUCCGCUCUGACCGAGUUUCGAGGCUUUGUGGACUUUUUCAACUCCAUUACUGAGGAAGAUUUGCGUGGUUUUUGGUGUCGCCAUGCUCGGUCUCAAUUCAUCUUGUGUGGAAACUUUCUCAUCUACCUUUUCCUGCUCGCAUCUGAUCAGACACACAUUGCGGCUGCGUACCAGCUCCUGCAAGAGUUCCACCAAUCUCUAAAGCGCCUCGGGGAAACCUCCCACAAGCCCGGGAGACUCUUGAUCCGACCUGCCAGGCUCAGGCUGGAUUCCUUCUUCCGCCAGGCGGCCACAAUUCUCCGCGGGAGUGAAGCACCCGUCAUUUAG
This is a messenger RNA of Trichoderma aggressivum f. europaeum, 4323 nucleotides long. RefSeq names its product transcriptional regulator family: Fungal Specific TF. The transcript is spliced from 14 exons. NCBI's taxonomy places the organism in Eukaryota, Fungi, Ascomycota, Sordariomycetes, Hypocreales, Hypocreaceae. Gene Ontology annotation, cellular component: plasma membrane. Gene Ontology annotation, biological process: DNA-templated transcription; transmembrane transport; nucleobase transport. The coding region runs from base 1 to 4323 and encodes 1440 amino acids. Gene Ontology annotation, molecular function: DNA binding; nucleobase transmembrane transporter activity; zinc ion binding. The record is from RefSeq and is a predicted model, not a curated record.